Haliotis rufescens (red abalone) is the source of this 2534-nucleotide messenger RNA. RefSeq names its product proton-coupled folate transporter-like. Gene Ontology annotation, molecular function: transmembrane transporter activity. Bases 40 to 1536 code for a protein of 498 amino acids. Gene Ontology annotation, biological process: transmembrane transport. The record is from RefSeq and is a predicted model, not a curated record. Gene Ontology annotation, cellular component: membrane. Lineage: Eukaryota; Metazoa; Mollusca; Gastropoda; Lepetellida; Haliotidae. The transcript has a single exon.
GAAUACACUAUCACAACGUUAUAAACUGUGAACAAAGCCAUGGAAAAACAGCCCCUCUUAAACAAGGAACCGCCAGCCACGUCACCUACAAAGGCUGACUCCGCCCCCAAGGCUCCAGACAAAACCAGGUACGGGACACUCCUAUUUGUGAAUAUCGUGACCUGUCUGUGGACUCUGGCCCAGCAUCUGCAUUCCCCGGUGGUCACCCAGUACCUGUAUGUGAGGGUCAAGGAAGAGGUGUACCCAAACGGUACGGAACCAGAGAAGCACAACGUCACCUGCUUCCAGAACAGUUCCACAGAAGGCUUCAAACUGCAGGAGAAGGCACAGCAGGUAACAAACGCCAUGCAGAUGCAGUUCUCGUUAUCGAAAACUGGAUGCGAGUUGGUUGUCAAUCUAUUGCUUGGCUCCUUCUCGGAUUAUGUAGGGAGAAGGGUUCUGUUUAUGGUGCCAACGAUCGGCUAUUUCUGCAAAAAUAUGAUCCUUACAUCCAUAAUAUUCUGGAACUUGGAUCUCAAGUUUUACUAUGUUGGUGAGAUACUGGAAGGAAUGACCGGCGGGUUAUCUCUAUUUAAAAUAGCCUGCUACGCGUGUGUGUCGGACAAUACACCAGCUAAAGGGGUCCGUACGUUGGGGAUGAUAGCAGUGGAUGUCACAAUUGCAGUUACCGAUGCGUCCAUUUCAUCAGUGACAGGAGUCUUCAUCCAGAAUACAGGAUUCUUUUACCCGUCCUUGGCAUCUGCGUUGAUGACUGUGGUUGUCAUGGUGACGAUUAUGUGCAUUUUGUCUGACAAUGUUAAACGAAAAGGAGCAUCAUGUGUGAAUUUUCUGACAGGGUUAAAGCAUGUCGUGUCGCCCUUCGUCUCAGAAGGUUCAAAGAGAAGGAAGGCAUUGUUCUGGUUGGGCAUUACCUCUUAUUCCAUUUUUACCCUCAGUGGCAGUACUGGGGACAUUGGAAGUCUGUGGCAGCUAAACUACCCCCUAUGUUGGAGCUCAGAGAUGAUUGGAUACUACAGCAUGGCUAGCACAAUGUUCAAUCAAGUGCUCUCCAUCCCCUUAGCCAGGCUGCUCCAGAGCUGCGUCAGUGAUCCAGUCAUCGCUGUGUGGAGCUGUGUCGUCACUAUAGCGUCCAACGUCCUGCAGGCGUUCUCCUACACCAACUGGAUGAUGUACGGCGUUGCCAUCGUUGGAUCUCUUUCGGUUUCAGUAGGGGGGAUUAUCCGGUCAGUGUUGUCACAGAUGACGCCUCCAGAUCGACAGGGGUCUCUCAUGGCGAGUUUCUCUGUUAUUGGAAUCGUCAGCGUUGUCUUGGGAGAGCCUAUGUUCAGUUUUAUAUACAGAUCUACAGUGCUGGUGAUGCGGGGUGCAUCCUUCCUUGUUUCAGCUGGUGGCCAUCUUUUAUCGACAGUUAUAAUCAUCGUCUUUGCUGUGUUGUCAUCGGGUAAGAAUAAACAGGAAGUGACGUCAUCAUCGACUCCACAAAUACCGGAAGAAGAAGGCGUACCAGCACGAAGACAUGUUCAGGGUAGCGAAUGAAUUUCUGGAUGUGAGACAUCUGUCGAUUCUAAUAUUUCCAGAACGUUGAACUUCUGGGAUCAGUUUACCGUCAACACUACAUGGUGUCUGCAUAUACAGCCUUGUACUUGUGACGCAUGUCUUCUUUUAGUCGUGUCAUGAAAUGACCAUAUAACUCACGGGCGUCAUAAAAGCCCUGACCCGUGAAGAUCCGGGGUAGAAUAGGUCUUCAACAACCCAUGCUUGCCGUAAAAGGCGACGAUGCUUGUCGUAAGGGGCGACUAACAGAGAUCGGGUGGUCAGGCUCGCUGACUUGGUUGAUGUAUGUCAUCGUAUCCCAGUUGUGUGGAUCGAUGCUUGUGUUACCAAUCACUGGGUCGUUAUGCUACUGGGUGGUCAUUCGAAACUCAAGUUUCGUUCGUAAGUAAUUACGGGGCAGUGUUAAUCUCGUAGUAACUUACUCUGCUUGUUCUAAGCUAAACUUAUUAGCUAGGGCUUUUCAUAAUCCGUUUUUCUACUUAUCCGUUGAUAGCUUAGGUCAAGUACCUUAUAUUUUUGAAAAGUUCCUUGUCCAGUCAAAGUGACAGUGUCUUUAGUCUAUUGGACUAGUUUGAUAUUCAGGCGAUAACCAACUAUUUUAUUGUCCACGGGACUUAUUGUAGUGAUAGGCCCUUUGUGUUUAUAUCCCACUAUUUCACCCAGCCUGGGUUAUGCACUUGUUAGGGUGUGAGUUAAUUAACUCAGGUGUUAAUUGAUCGCAGUCGACUUAACUGGCUGUGUAUGUAUCUUGUCAACAUCUUGUCCAAAUGUUUGUUCUACCUACCCUCAUUUCAUUACUGUUUUACAGUCGUUUAGCUUAUCCGCUUGUGUGUUUUCUCUUAUUUAAUUAAUCAGUCAUCACUGUCAGUGUAAAUUGGAUUUUUGAUCCUUCAUAUUCUCGUCUAUCGAUACAAUUAGCUGACAGCAGUAAACCUGUGAACCUAUCACCACGUUCUCAUUAUUACUUUAUUCUUGUUUAA